AUGAAGAGUCUGAUCGUACUCGUGGCUUGCCUUGUCCUCUCAGAGGCAAUGGUCAGGGUUCCUCUGAAGAAGUUUAAGUCUCUUAGGCAGACCCUGAGGGAACAGGGUAUCCAUCUACCCUACACUGAUCCAGCCCUCAAAUACCAGCCUCCUGAGAUUCUGGCCUCCACCACUAUCGAACCCAUAACAAACUACGCUGAUUCGUCCUACUAUGGUGUUAUCAGUGUUGGCACACCUCCCCAGUCCUUCCAGGUCCUUUUUGACACCGGCUCUUCCAAUCUGUGGUUUGACUCUUCGUACUGCAACUCGCAAGUAUGCACUUCACACACCCAGUUUAACCCUCAGCAGUCCUCGACAUACCAGAGCACCUCCCAGACCUUCUACCUGCCCUAUGGAGCUGGCACUCUUACUGGAGUGUUCGGUUAUGACACUGUCACUCUGUCUGGCAUUCAGGUCCCUAAUCAACAGAUUGGACUCAGCACACAAGAAGGCAACAACUUUGCAUCGGUUCAGUUCAGUGGAAUCCUUGGUCUGGCCUACCCAGCUCUCGCUUCUGGUAAUGCCGUGCCUCUGGUAGAUAACAUGAUGCAGCAGGGUCUGCUCGAGCAAAACCUGUUCGGAGUCUACCUGAGCGGGAAUGAGCAAUCUGGCAGUGAGAUUGCAUUCGGUGCUGUGGACACCAAUAUGUACAGUGGUCAGCUCUACUGGACACCAGUGACUGCUGAGACCUACUGGCAGAUUGGCAUUCAAGAGGUCUCAAUCGGAGGACAGCAGACUGGUUGGUGCUCUCAGUACAGUGGCUGCCAGUGUAUUGUUGACACUGGUACCUCCAGCCUCACUGCCCCCAGCAACUUCCUGUCUUCCCUGAUGCAGUCUAUUGGAGCACAGCAGGACAGUUCCGGCCAGUACGCUGUGGACUGUAGCCAGGUGAACAAUCUCCCAACUCUGACCUUCACCAUCAGCGGAGUGAACUUUCCUCUUCCUCCUUCUGCCUACAUCGAGAAUGAGGGUGGCUACUGCACAGUAAACAUCCAACCCACCUACCUGCCUGCUCAGAACAACCAGCCUCUCUGGAUCUUUGGCGACGUCUUCCUCAGGGGUUACUACUCUGUCUACGACCGCGCAAACAACCAAGUUGGGUUUGCUCAGGCUGCUUAA
Messenger RNA from Trichomycterus rosablanca, 1158 nucleotides. RefSeq names its product gastricsin-like. Gene Ontology annotation, biological process: proteolysis. The record is from RefSeq and is a predicted model, not a curated record. Gene Ontology annotation, molecular function: aspartic-type endopeptidase activity. NCBI's taxonomy places the organism in Eukaryota, Metazoa, Chordata, Actinopteri, Siluriformes, Trichomycteridae. The transcript has 9 exons. The coding region runs from base 1 to 1158 and encodes 385 amino acids.